AUGUUCUCGAGCAACUGGCUCCUCGUCGUUCUCGUUACCUUCUUGGUGACUCCGUUGAGUCGUGGCCAGUUGACACCCUCAUUCUCCCCCUCGGCCACCCUCUCGCCCUCCUCCUCGCCGUCCGCCCUGCUCGACGCAGGUGAGCCCUCCGCGUCCGCGUCCGCUUCUGCGACUGCCCCUCCAAACCCCGACCGAAACAAGUACUUCCAUGAGCCUGGUGGCGACGACCUCCUGCACCAUUACGAUGCUCGCUUUUUCCAGAGGAUCGUGACGGACGAGGAAAGAAAGGACACUUUGAGACAUCUCAUCCGGGCAUACUUCCUGACAUUUGAGUACCUGGGCCUGGAAACCUGGAUCGCACACGGCACCCUGCUCGCAUGGUACUGGAAUGGCAAGAUUCUACCCUGGGAUUGGGACUUGGACACUCAAGUCACCGAUCAAGGCUUGAAACUUCUCGCAAAACACUACAACCAAACCUACUACGAUUAUGAGGAAGGCGAUGGUCAAUCGAAGCGACGCUAUUAUCUCGACGUGAAUCCCUGGGCAUGGCAGCGAGAUCGCGGAGAUGGUGCCAAUAUCAUCGAUGCCCGCUUCAUCAGUGUUGACAAUGGCCUCUUUGUCGACAUCACCGGCUUGUCCGAAGUGUACCCUGAUACCGAGCCCGGUAUUAUCAUGUGCAAGAACAACCACCGUUACCGACUAAGAGAUAUCUUCCCGCUGAGGCACACCUAUUUCGAAGGCGUCAAGGCCAAAGUGCCCUUCUCGUACGUCCCGAUUCUAACGGAAGAGUACAGUGACGCGGCGUUGGUGCGGACCGAGUUUCAGGAACAUCGAUGGGACGCAAACAGUCGCGAGUGGUUGAAAAUCCCCAAAGAUCAGGAUGUCGUCAAGGAAGAAGGCGGAUCCAAGCGUGGUGUCUCUAUGAAGGAUGAUGGUGCAUAUGCCUGA
Molecule: messenger RNA, 948 nt
Organism: Capronia coronata CBS 617.96
Lineage: Eukaryota; Fungi; Ascomycota; Eurotiomycetes; Chaetothyriales; Herpotrichiellaceae
Exons: 3
Coding region: 1-948 (315 amino acids)
Source: RefSeq, a predicted model, not a curated record